CGCUUCAAAAUGGAAAAACAUGAAAGGGCAGGAGAAUUUUUCCGUAGCGUACUGACGGACGUGCUGGACGACCUUCUAGACCAGGUUCCCAGCUACCAGGUUCCUAGAUAUUUGAGCGCAGAAUUCAAAAGUGAUGAAGUCAAACAAUCACUAAGAAGCAUUUCUCAGGUGUACAAGAAGGGGUUAUCAAGUCCCUACAUUCGGUCUGACUGGGAUGAUGCAGCCAACCGUUGCGCUUAUGUGUUUCUGUACCUGAUGCACCACUGCAACAUCGUGUUCUCAUCUCUCCAAAGCAAUCUUUCCGAGAUCUCAGCAGAUUGGCGUUACAAAUACAACUUGAAGGUUUGCAGCAUCGGGGGCGGGCCUGGAUCGGACCUGCUUGGCCUGACCACCUUCCUUCGUCUGAACCAAAUGUUCCCGUCUGCGCUGAGGUGCCUGGUCCUGGAUCUGUACCCCAACUGGAAAGAAACCUGGGACAGAAUCCACACUUGCAUUCCCGGGGACUUCAAGGUUGCCUACCAGAAGUGUGACGUCGUCCGAGACACAACAGUUUCUACCGAAGUGCGGGACUUCAUCCGAGAGGCCGACAUGCUUACCCUCGUGAAGUCGUUCUCGGCUAUGUCUGCUUUCUUCAGAGCCUCCUACCAAAGUGGGGGCGAUUUCCUUCGCAAAAUUCUUCGCGAGCUGAAGCCGGGCUGCUUCGUGCUGUACAUCGAUAACAACAACGAUGGGGACAACCAGUUUCGGCGGGAGUUCGCGUUGCGAGUUGGUCUCGAAGUAGUGUACGAAUCCCGCGGUAUCAAAACCGUGCCAUCCGGUGCGUACUCGCCCACCAUCAGAAAGUACUGCCGCCUUCUUGACUUCAGUCCCAUGCGUAGCUGUGACGUCAACAUCCAGUUAUUCCGCAAGAAGUACCCGGCGAUACCCAGUCUGAAUAUCAACUACGAGUUUUACAGCUAUUCUCCACAUUCCUUUAAUAACCCGCCUUUGAUAUUUUCAUCCGCCAAAAGAUCUGCGAAAUUUCCCCAACGCACGCUAGCUAGAUUUCCCGAAACCACAAUCCUUCACCACCAACGUAGAAAAGCCAUGACACACCCUCGUGUUGCCCCAGAACCGUCAAGGGAUCCACGUGGCCCCAGCCCAUUUGAGGUUGUGCUGAUAGUAGGCGUUUUAGCUGCACUAUUUAUUGGUUCUCUUAUACGGAAUUACCUAAAGUAAGGCCAAAAAAUAUAUAUUCGGUCUCUGGUCAUACCAAAGUUCCGGAAUUGACGC
This is a messenger RNA of Patiria miniata (bat star), 1272 nucleotides long. RefSeq lists its product as uncharacterized. NCBI's taxonomy places the organism in Eukaryota, Metazoa, Echinodermata, Asteroidea, Valvatida, Asterinidae. Bases 10 to 1218 code for a protein of 402 amino acids. The transcript has a single exon. The record is from RefSeq and is a predicted model, not a curated record.